Dentiscutata heterogama is the source of this 252-nucleotide messenger RNA. NCBI's taxonomy places the organism in Eukaryota, Fungi, Glomeromycota, Glomeromycetes, Diversisporales, Gigasporaceae. The record is from the annotation of a GenBank genome assembly.
GAAUGCUGGGAUAAAGAUCCAGAAAACCGACCGUCAGCUAUUGAAAUUUAUGAAACUAUUUUAAAAUGGAAAAAUAGUACUGAAAUUUUGUCUGAAUUUUUAAAAUCUGAUAAAGAAAUGGUGAUCGAAAAUAAUAACAGUUUUAAGGAUAUGGAAAUUAGUACGUUCCAUACUAGUAAAUUCAUUGGUUAUAUUACAGAUGAAAUUAUUUCUGAUAACAAUAUCUGUAUUAAAGAUAUUGAAAAGCAUUAG